AUGAUACCAUAUCGUGGCGAUCGAUUCGAUCAUUUUAAUAAUGGUCAGCCUGUCAAUCGACAUAUGGUACCUUUUCCUCAACAACAGCAACCGCAAAUAGUACAACCUCAAUCGAUAAUGUAUAGCGCACCGACUUACCAGUUUCGUCAAUCUUACCUAGGCAAUAUGCCAAUGCAACAACAAACUCUAAUGUUUGUACAGUCUCGACCGCGUCCACAACAAUCUUGGAUACUUUCAUCUGGUCCACCUCAAUCGGCUCCGUUUAUGUCACCAUCCCCACCGACGUUUAAUCAGAUUCAACCGCCGUUGCCUCCACAACAACAAUCUUUCUCUGGUGGAAUCAAUAUACAACAACCAUCUUUCAGCGGUGGUACCGGUGUUAAUCAUCCACCAUUUAGUGGUGGAUUUUGUAUGCCACAGUCAUCAUUUAGUGGCGGUGGCAAUAAUGUUUCGCAACCUCUAUUGAAUUGUGGUACUGGUAUUCCACAGCCAUCAUUCAGUGGUGGUACCGGCGUAUUAAAACGAAAGAGUCAUUAUCUUGAAGAGUCUGAUUACGAUUUAUCGACAAACUCAACGCAUGACAAUAACAGAGAGCUUCCAUCGCUAAUGAAUAUCUCAACACAAUCAUAUAAUAAUAAUCAACCGCAACAAAAGCAUCAUUUUCAACAUGCAAAUUCUCGAUAUAUGGGAAAUACCAAUACAAUACUACGACUUCCACCGACUCCACAAGGCUCAUGUAUGCCACCCCCACCACCAACGGAAUCAUUUAACAAUCGACUUCCACAUCCGCAUUGGACAAACAGUGAUCGUAAUAUGUACCCUAUGCCUCCUCAAUUGGCACGUUCUACCCAACGUGAACAACAACAACAACAAGUAUUAACUAGUCAACUUUUUCAAAAACAUCAACUUAUUUCAAUUGAUACACUUCUUAAAGAACCCGGUCGAUUACAAAGGCCAGGACAACUGAUUAUUUUUCUACGUGGCUUACCUGGUUCGGGUAAAUCCUAUGUUGCGGAAUUAAUCAAAAAUGAAGAAGAGCUAAAUUCAAAAGGUACUAAUAAACCGAAAAUUCUUUCAAUUGAUAAUUACUUCUUAAACGAAAAUCAACUUGAAACAAAAGAUCCCAAAACCGGCAAAAUAACAAAAACAUCUGUUAUGGAGUAUGAGUAUGAUGCCAAAAUGGAAGAAACAUAUAGACGAAAUUUAAUUAAAUUAGUUCGAAAAUCGAUAGAUGAUCGUUUUUAUCCAUUUCUAAUUGUUGAUCAAAAUAAUGAACAAACAGGACAUUUUCGUGAUAUGGCUGAUUAUGCUGAAGCCAAUCAAUUUCAAGUUUAUUUUGUUGAAUUAAACAAUGAUAUACAAAUAUGUGCACAACGAAAUAUUCACAGUCGAUCUUCUGUUGACAUUGAACAAAUCCAUAAACGUUGGGAACAAUUACCACUUCGAUAUGAAAUUCUGGAUAUUCGUUCAUUACUUCAAUCCGACGCAAUCGAUGAGGUUGAAAUGGACGAUGCUCCUUCAGCGGCAACAACAACAGCAACUACUGAACAAAAUGACGCUGAAGAGGAGGAGAGUCAGAUUACAAAGAAAAGUAAAUGGGAAGCAAUGAUGGAAACAAAUCUCGAUCGUCUCGAUGGUGUAUAUCAACGUCGUAAUGUAUCAUCGUCGCCACUCAUUGAAAAAUAUUCGAAUAAUACAACAGGUAAUAUAGAAGAACAACCGAAUGAUUUAUCACCGGAUUGUCAAUCAAGAAAGAAAAAAGUUCGCUGGGCUGAUGUUGAAGAAAGUGCCCUUCAUUUACAUAAAAAAGCUGUUGGCUUUGUUGUUGGUCAAACAGAACAAGAUUGGCAACGGAUGAGCGAUGAUUAUGAUCCCAGUAAAAAAUUGAAUCAAUAUAAAUACAUUUAA
Rotaria socialis is the source of this 1908-nucleotide messenger RNA. NCBI's taxonomy places the organism in Eukaryota, Metazoa, Rotifera, Eurotatoria, Philodinida, Philodinidae. The record is from the annotation of a GenBank genome assembly.